AUGUCGCAACUGCCACAAGCGGACGGCGGCCUCCCCCGCUGCAACUACUGCGACAAGACCGACAAGAAUUGUGUAUACGAGCGCCCCAGGAAAGACCGUCUGGCGACUGCCAAAGACCGCAACCAUGCCCUCGUCUCCGUCCUCAAAGACCUCAGCCUGCGUGUUAGCGACGAUGACCGACGUCGGAUUGAAGAUGCCCUCCAGGAUUCAGAUGACGAGGUCGGGUCGCCCGUCUCUAUAUCCUCUUCUUCGCGAGCAUCCGUCCCCCAGCCCUUCACCCAACAUUCGCGCAUGCACCCCUUUGCCCCGUCGUCUAGCUAUGUGCCACUCGGAGCGGAAACGUCGCCGACGUCAGAUCAGUCGCCCCUGCCUCGCCUAGACGGUAUCGUUCCGGAAGAAUCUGGCGACGAAGACGGUGGCGAGCUGCCUAAUGUAGUCGAAGCAGGCUUCUUGGGCCAGAUCUCCGAAGUACAGUGGCUUCAGACGCUCAGAAGCAGAGUGCAAGCUCUCGAUACCGUUCUGCUUGGCCCACCUGACACUACUGCGCCACUUUCUCAGCCACCCUCGCCUACUUUCACUGCCUCACCCACCUCCCUUGCCGCAAGCCCGCUCGAACACAUUGCUCUCACCAAUUACUAUCUCGACGACGAAGGCAUCAAACUCACAGACUGUGGGAAUCCCUUUGAGCUGCCACCAGAGCAUACUGCAGCACUGCUAUUCCAGUGCUUCACCCAGACCAUCCAAAGCUCCUUUCCCAUCCUCCCCCCAACUAUUGAGCACCAGCUGCUCCAAUACUAUACCUUGGUUCGGAACGGGCAGGCUAUACAUUGCCCGGAGAAAUGGUUCGCGCUAGUCAACCUCGUCUUUGCCAUAGGCGCCAAGUUUUCACAUCUCAUCCAGGCCGACUGGCGAGCUGAUGAGCUGGAUCACAUCGUCUACUUAUCGCGUGCCUUCCAAUUGCUUAGUAUGAAUGACACAAUCGUUGCUGCUGGACUGUUUGCGAUUUACUACAUGACUGCUGGCCAUGUUAAUCGGGCUUGGGUAAUGGUAGGCAUGGCAAUGCGAUCGGCCUUUUCGCUCGGCCUUCACGUGCAACAAGACGAUCAAACUGUCUCUGCCGCCCGAAGGCAGAGUAUGGUUUGCACCUGGUGGAGUUUACAUGCCCUGGAGAGCAUGCUCAGUUCGAUUACCGGUCGACCGAGCAUUAUACCCAACGAAGACAUCACAACUCCACUGCCCAGUGCCGUGAAUAGCGAUCAGACCCAAAGCGUACCUGUGCCUAGCCUCGACUUUCUCGAUGCCGAUACCCACCUGAAUCUCUUGACCCAGCAAAUCAUCUCCAACAUCUACACACAACGUAGAUCUGCGCCAUCAUGGGACUACGUCCAACAAAUGACCAUAUCUCUAUGCGAACACCUUGACAAGUGGGCAUUUGAAUACAUUCCCCAAGUUCAAUCAGAAGAACGGAACUCAGCUCGCAUGCAACAACGCGACAUCUUCUUGCUCAAACUUCAGUACUACCGACUGAAGGUUCUGACGACUCGUCCCUCACUUCGCCGAAUUGAACGCUGCUUCCAAGCCGGAACCGAUGACUUCAAUUCGCUCGACCAGUCUGUGGCAGAGUCGUGUGUACAAGCGGCACGGGAUGUCGCGUCGCUGUUGGCGAACGAGUCUAAUGUCAGGAGUCUAUACGAAAAAGGGCCCUGGUGGACAAUUGUCCACAACAUCAUGCAAGCUCUCGCCGUCCUCAUGAUAGCCAUAUCCUGCCCCGAUCACUUUCGCGACACACACCAAGCGUCUGUGCACAGCACACGGCAACUCGUCACCUCACUCCGCAGCAUGUGCGACACAAACAUGUUGGCCUCCCGUGCCUACCAGGUCGUAUAUUCGAUAGUCAAGACGUCAAAACCGUACGUCUGGGCCGAUAUAGCGGAUGCCUUCCCGGAUGAGGUCAUCAUGGUGCUGCAACAGCCAGCACCAGCAAAGGUGGAUCCACAAUAUCUGCCAUGGCCGGACAACGACCAACCAUCCGAGGCUCUGUUCCGUUAUGAAAUGGACAACUUCGGUAACUACCACUUCCACAUGUUAUGA
Alternaria ventricosa is the source of this 2091-nucleotide messenger RNA. RefSeq lists its product as uncharacterized. Gene Ontology annotation, molecular function: DNA binding; zinc ion binding. Bases 1 to 2091 code for a protein of 696 amino acids. The record is from RefSeq and is a predicted model, not a curated record. Gene Ontology annotation, biological process: DNA-templated transcription. The transcript is spliced from 7 exons. NCBI's taxonomy places the organism in Eukaryota, Fungi, Ascomycota, Dothideomycetes, Pleosporales, Pleosporaceae.